Messenger RNA from Monomorium pharaonis (pharaoh ant), 2430 nucleotides. Its product is annotated as collagen alpha-1(XV) chain-like. The coding region runs from base 973 to 1560 and encodes 195 amino acids. The record is from RefSeq and is a predicted model, not a curated record. The transcript is spliced from 3 exons. NCBI's taxonomy places the organism in Eukaryota, Metazoa, Arthropoda, Insecta, Hymenoptera, Formicidae.
GUUAAAUUUUUUAAAUAAAGAACAUUUUAGCGAUCUCUUUUUCUUUGAUGUUUUUCUUUGUAUAAUAUGUUAAGGUCAGUCCAAUCAAAUUCAUGAUUAAGAGAUAAUCUACUUAUGUUUCGUAAACACAGAUUGGCUUAAUGAUGUGCUUUUUAUAUUACGUUGGUGUUCUUUGAUUCUUGUCUCAAAGUGUCUUUUAGUUUGUCCUACGCACAAAAAAUUAAUUAAAGUUUCUAUAUUUCCUCUGAAGUAUUCCUUUGUACUUUUCUCAGAUGCUCUUGGAAAGUCUCUUUUUUCGCAAAAUCCUCUGUUUUCAACAGUUUCGUUAAUUAACCCCUCGUUCUCAUUAGAUUCCUAUUAAAUAAUCGCGCUAAAAUAUAUAUAAAGAUACAUUAUUAAGCGUGUCUAUUGGAAAAUGUUAUACACACAAGAUAAGACCUUUUUCAUCCAAAGCACAAGCUGAAAUAAUAUUCAUUAAGAUUACUUUGUAGAAAUAACUAACUGUACAUAUUUUACGAAUAAUUCUUUUAUAAUCUUGUGUUAAAAGUACUCACGACUCUCAUCAAUGCAAAAAUAUGAUAUGAUAAAAGGGAACCGUAAUUUUAAAAAUAUAGAAAUAUUUAUCCCACCAGGAAAUUUUUCUGUUACAAUGUUCUUUUAUAGUUCUAUUAUCAUCUAUUAAUCUUAAAAACAUCCUUCUCUUAAUAUUUAUCAUUUUGGCAUAUUAACAAUUAUUUCACGAACCAAAUGACGCCAAUGAUUCUAUCAUUAAUUUACGCGUGCAUAAAUUUAUUCAGGAUUUGCUGCCAAAUAAUAACCUUGAUUACCAAUCAAUCUAUACAGUAUUUCAAUUUAAUAUCGUUAUGAUAAUUUAAUAUCGUUAGGUUAAUUAGUUGUUCGAACCGUCAACAUGUAAUGUCCACGCAAAUUUCAUCACGAUUAAACGCAAUUUAAUAGAAACUAUUGAUAUUUAUGUUUCCAGAAGUGGCGUACGAUUUGAUGGUCGCGUCGGUGUCAUCGAUGAUGGACGACAAUAACCUUUACAUGGACGAUGGCGUGGACGGAUUUCCCGCAUUUGGCUUUCGACCCGGCUCCGAAGUGAAGCAACCCUACAGACUGUAUCUUCCGGAGAAGUUGCCAGCCGAGUUCACCCUGGUAGCCACGUUCAAGCCGACCUCCUUUAGGACGAGCUACCUCUUCGCCGUUCUCAAUCCCUUCGAAACCGUUGUCCAAUUGGGCAUUAGAAUUUCGGAUGGGCCCGGCUCGAACCAGAAUAUCUCCCUGGUCUAUACGAAUUCGGACGAGCAUUCGCAUUCGGAGGAGGUGGCGAAGUUCACCGUGCCGAAGCUUACGAAGAAAUGGUCAAAGAUCGUCAUUAAGGUUUCGACGAACGACGUCACCCUCUAUCUUAAUUGCCACGAGAUGGCCAGACAGAGGAUUACCAGGAUCCCCCAGGAAUUAGUAUUCGAUACCGCCAGCACUCUGUACAUCGCCCAAGCCGGACCGCACAUCCAGGAACGAUACGACGUGACUGCUCUAGAAACCACCAAACUAUUCUGAGUGCUUCGUAAUAUAUUAUUAUUACUACACAAUAACAAUCAUAGUAAAGAAAUUUUAGAUUUUAUAAAAUGUAUAAAUAUAUAUGUUAUUUUAAAAUUUAAUUGAUGAAGAUAUGAAGAAUACAAUAAUUUCCAAAAUGAGAUCGUUUCGACAACAGAGUCGCACAUUAAUGCGUACAACGCCAUGCAUUUGUAUCUCAAUCAAAGAAACAUUCUUCGGGGACUUAAUAAUGCUUUAUGCAAAAUUGUAUUUUGUUUCAAAUAAUUAAUAUUACUCAGUCUGAGCAUGAGAAUAGUAUUUACGUAUAACCCCCAGCCCUUUAGUACCUCCAGUAUCGUAUUAACAGCGAGGAUAGCGUGAUUACAUAUCGUUGAUAUGGGAGAGGAUAAUUAGUUCUCAUCCUGAUGCAAUAUGAUCAGGGGACCACGUGUUGCACAAAUCGAUGAACGAAAUGCAUUGAUUUAUUCGAUCCUUCGUUAAUUAGCUAUCCUCGACAACAAGCGGACAUAUUGUGAUAUUUCGAAUCGGUUACGUAACGUUGCUUUGCGACCUUUUAUCGCCGAUUUCUCUUGUAACAAUUAAUUUACGUGUCAUAUUAAUAAAAUUAUGUGAAUGUUUGUGGAUUUCUCCUGUUUUAGAUAAUAUUAACUUGUGAAACGUGAUCUGUGCAUAUCAAAUAAUACAGUUCGGAUAUACUUUAAUGCGCGGACAGCCAUGAAGACAUUAUAUGAACUUUAUGAACUACUUAUGAAAGUCGUAAAUAUUAUUAAAGACGGCUACUUCGCAGAAUCGAUAAUUAUCGGUUAUUUUAGCGAGAAACUUUUCAUUUUAUAAUCGCGUCAAUUACCCGCAUUAAAAAAAGCAAUUAUG